Messenger RNA from Babjeviella inositovora NRRL Y-12698, 1158 nucleotides. RefSeq names its product 3-deoxy-7-phosphoheptulonate synthase (gene ARO3). The record is from RefSeq and is a predicted model, not a curated record. Gene Ontology annotation, molecular function: 3-deoxy-7-phosphoheptulonate synthase activity. The coding region runs from base 5 to 1111 and encodes 368 amino acids. Gene Ontology annotation, cellular component: cytoplasm. Gene Ontology annotation, biological process: aromatic amino acid biosynthetic process. The transcript has 2 exons. Lineage: Eukaryota; Fungi; Ascomycota; Pichiomycetes; Serinales.
GUCUAUGUUCAUGGAAAACCCCCGUCUUGGCGACAGAUCCAAUCUCGAAGAUUUCAGAAUUCGCGGUUACAACCCGUUGACCCCGCCAGACUUGUUACAGCACGAGCUUCCAAUCUCCGACAAAUCGCGCGCAAUAAUCUUGAAGGGAAGAGACGAUUCGGUCGCGGUGCUUCAGGGCAGGGACGACCGUCUCAUCAUUGUCGUCGGCCCAUGCUCGCUUCACGACCCGGUCGCCGCCAAGGAGUACGCUGAGCGUUUGUACAAGCUCAACGCUGAGUUGGAAAAGGAUUUGGUUAUUGUCAUGAGAGCGUACCUCGAAAAGCCCCGUACUACCGUCGGCUGGAAGGGGUUGAUCAACGAUCCGGAUUUGGACGGCUCGUUCAACAUCAACAAGGGUCUCCGCAUCGCGCGUGAGAUGUUCUGCAAUUUGACGGAAAAGUUGCCUAUCGCCUCUGAAAUGUUGGACACCAUUUCCCCACAGUUUCUCUCCGACUUCUUCUCUGUCGGUGCCAUCGGUGCCAGAACCACUGAGUCGCAGCUCCACCGUGAGUUGGCCUCCGGUCUCUCCUUCCCAAUCGGGUUCAAGAACGGGACUGACGGCUCGCUCAGCGUUGCUAUCGACGCCAUGGGCUCUGCGGCCCACCCCCACCACUUUCUCUCCGUGACCAAGCCGGGUGUCUGUGCGAUUGUGGGUACUGACGGAAACGAGGACUGCUUUGUGAUCCUCAGAGGUGGUACCAAGGGUACCAACUUUCACGAGGAAGCCGUCAACGAGGCCCAUCAGGAGCUUGUCAAGCGCAAGAUCGUUUCUUCCGAGAAGCCGGGCCCUCGCAUCAUGGUUGAUUGCUCCCACGGGAACUCCAAUAAGGACCAUCGCAACCAACCAAAGGUUGCCCAGUGUGUUGCUGACCAGAUCAGCAAGGGCUCCACCCAGAUCUGCGGGUUGAUGAUCGAGUCCCACUUGGUUGAGGGUAACCAGAAGACCGAUGUCUUGGAGAACUUGACCUACGGGAAAUCCAUCACCGACGCCUGCAUUUCCUGGGAGACCACCGAAGACGUCUUGAGAGGGUUGGCCAAGGCGGUCCAGACCAGAAGAGCUUUGACGCAGUAGAGAGCAUUUAACUUCAUUUCGUGUGUACAUUCUUAAUUAUUUUUGGG